Molecule: messenger RNA, 540 nt
Organism: Prunus armeniaca (apricot)
Lineage: Eukaryota; Viridiplantae; Streptophyta; Magnoliopsida; Rosales; Rosaceae
Source: the annotation of a GenBank genome assembly
AUGUCGGCAGCCUUGGAGGCGGCACAGCUAACGGCAAAGGAGGCUCUGGAGUCGAAGGAGGCGAUCCAGGUGGCCUUUGAGGAGUCCGAGCGGGUCAGGGCUUCCGAGAUCGAGGCUGCCGUCCAGGAGGUGAUACGGGGGUACCGUCGGUCUACCGAGUUUUCUACCUUGCUUGACAAGGAAGUAGGCUUGGAAAUGGCGGAUUUGCUCUACCGUUUCAAGUGGUACAACCCCGGGAAAAAGCUCAACCUCAACUUCAUUGCCGAUCCUCCCCCUCUUCCUGAAGGCAUAACCGAAGAAAUGAUCGAGGAGUACGAGGGAGAGGAUGCCGCAGAAGAGGCUCCUGCCGAUCCCGAAGGGGCUACUGCCGAAGGUGAUGGGGUUGCUGCCGAAGCCGAUGAGGCUGCCGCCAGACAGAAAGCUUCUUCUCGUUUUCAACUAAAGCUAGUUGAGCUCUUGGAGAUGAUAAAGGAUUACGAAGUGGAGGACGUCUCGGGAGAGCCCGUUGCCCCUGAUACCGAGGAGAAGACUGCCGUUUGA